GCAAUGUCACACCUUUGUUUCUGUUCCUACAGCACAUCAGAGACUUGGUAGACAGGAAUCAGAGACAGGAAGCAUCGAGAUAUCUUCUGGAUUUAGUGACUGGAGCGAGAAGCCGAGUGCAGAGAGGGAUGUGGGCAGCUUUUGUGAAAAUAGAGGACAAUAAACCACAGCUGAAGACAAUCCUGAGAGAGAUCCAGGAAAAGGGUGACAGACUUCCCACUGAGGUAUUUCGGGGCUGGUGUGAAGAGAAGGUGCCAGAAGAGCUUAGAGACGUUCAGAAACAGCACAAAGAAACGCUCCGCUCCCAGAAUGAGAAGCUGUCAGUAAACACCCUGCGAGGACGGGAGAAGACCAAGACAUUUCUGCUGUCUGACCGCUACACAGAAUUAAUAGUCACUUCAUCUCCCCGUGAGCGGAGGCUGGUGGAGCAUGAACUGGUGGCGAGAGGCAGAGAACAUGAGGAGUGGCAAGAGAAGAAUGUCAGGAAGGAGAUGAAGAAAAUACAACCGGAUGAGCUGUUCGGAACUACAUUCGGAACAACCGUCCUGAGUGGAAUCGCAGGGAUUGGGAAAACCACGAUGGUGCAGAACAUUCUGUAUCGCUGGGCCACAGGGAAGAUCUAUCCCAUCCACUUUGUCUUUCAUUUCAAAUUCCGUGACCUGAACGUGAUAAAAGGGGAAACCAGCCUGAAAACCAUGGUCCUGGAAUCAUAUCCUUAUCUUCAGGAUGUUCUGGACAAGAUCUGGGAGAAGCCGGAACAUUUGCUGUUUGUGUUUGAUGGUUUGGACGAGUUCAAGGACAGGAUUGAGUUCACAGACAGUGACAGAAACCCAGACCCUCGGGUCAGCUGCCCGGGGCCGGAAGGCCUCUGUCCCGUGGCUGACAUUGUGCGCUCUCUGGUACAUCAGCAAGUACUGAUAGGCUGUUCAGUGCUGAUCACAAGCCGCCCAACUGCUCUGGAGUCUUUAGAUCACAUCCACACCAAACUCUGGGCUGAAAUACUGGGAUUCUUCGCUGAGGGAAGGGAAGAUUACAUCAGACGCUUCUUUCCAGAUGAGAAGAUUGCAGCUGAAGUGCUGAGAUAUGUGAAGGAAAAUGACAUCCUCUACACCAUGUGCUUCAACCCUUCCUACUGCUGGAUCCUCUGCUGCACAUUGGAGCCAAUCUUCAAACAUCCAGAGCACAAACAGCCUCCCCCCAAAACCAUCACACAGCUGUACUCCAGUUACAUUUACAACAUCCUGAAGAACCAUCCCCGAGAGAGUGAGAGCCCUCGGGAGGUGAUGCUGAGAGCCGGGGAGAUGGCCUAUGAGGGGGUCUGUAACAGGACCAUUGUGUUCGAUGAUGACCAUUUGUCUCACCAUCAGCUUCAACCCUCAACCUUCAUCUCAGGGUUUAUGAUGGAGAUUCUGGAGAAGGAUAUUGGUGUGGGACGAGUUGUGUACACAUUCCCUCACCUCACCGUCCAGGAGUUUGUGGCUGCUCUCGCUCAGUACCUGACUCCAGUCCGCAGGAACCUUGUGGAGCUGCUGGACCAGAUUCAGAAGAAGAACGACGGGCGCUUUGAGAUCUUCCUGCGGUUUGUUGUGGGUCUCUCCUGGCCACACACAUCCCGGCAGCUGGAGGAUAUCCUGGGACAGUUACCUAACGCGUCAGUCUGUGAAGCCAUCUCCUGGCUGAAGGUGAAUGUUGAGGCAGCGAUUAAACAGUCGGAGAGAGGAGGUAAAAGGAAGCUGCUGAACAUGAUGUACUAUCUAUUUGAGUCUCAGAACAACACUCUGGCCCAGGUCACACUCGGAGCUGUGGAGACACUGGACUUUAGUGCGUUCACAUUGAACCCUCUGGACUGUGCUGUGCUGUCUCAUGUGUUACAGCUCUGUGACACCAUACAAACCUUCGAACUCUCCAACUGUAACAUCGGAGCUGAAGGGAUCCAGCGUCUGGUGCCCGCACUGCACAAGUGCCGACAGCUCAGGUUUGUCCUUAUUGAUGGUUUCAGUGAGAAACAUGGAGAAUAUCAGCCA
Molecule: messenger RNA, 2024 nt
Organism: Callorhinchus milii (elephant shark)
Lineage: Eukaryota; Metazoa; Chordata; Chondrichthyes; Chimaeriformes; Callorhinchidae
Product: NACHT, LRR and PYD domains-containing protein 3-like
Cellular component (GO): cytoplasm
Source: RefSeq, a predicted model, not a curated record